This is a messenger RNA of Harmonia axyridis, 1253 nucleotides long. Its product is annotated as testis-specific serine/threonine-protein kinase 1-like. Gene Ontology annotation, cellular component: centrosome; cytoplasm; spindle pole. Gene Ontology annotation, molecular function: ATP binding; protein kinase activity. The transcript is spliced from 2 exons. Gene Ontology annotation, biological process: mitotic cell cycle; regulation of cytokinesis; protein phosphorylation. The record is from RefSeq and is a predicted model, not a curated record. The coding region runs from base 158 to 1219 and encodes 353 amino acids. Lineage: Eukaryota; Metazoa; Arthropoda; Insecta; Coleoptera; Coccinellidae.
AAACACAGAACACUAAAAAAUCAAAAUUGUCAGUCUUGUAUUCUCAUUCCCAUUCAUUUUAUCAAAAUGUUAUUUCCAGAUUAUAGGAAAAAUUAAAAAAAUUACAAUAGCAAUAAAAAUUACUCGUGAAAAAUAAUGAAAAAAUUAACGAUCAAAAAUGCCGGCGCUGACCUCCACUUCUGAAGAACUCACAUUAUCCAAUAGGGGCUACAAGCUGCUGAAGCAGUUGGGAGAAGGAUCAUAUGCUAAGGUUUAUUUAGCGGAAUAUACGUACAACAAAUCUGACCCAGGCAGCGUGAAAGUGCUAGCUUGUAAAAUUAUCGACACGUCAAAAGCCCCAAGAGAUUUCGUUAAAAAAUUCUUACCCAGAGAAUUGGACAUAUUGGUGAAAAUCAACCAUCCUCAUAUUAUACACGUGCAUAGCAUAUUUCAGAGAAAGGCCAAAUAUUACAUAUUUAUGAGAUUCGCUGAAAAUGGUGAUCUUUUGGAAUUCGUAUUAAAAAGAGGCGCCAUAUCUGAAGCUCAAGCAAGAGUGUGGCUGAGACAAAUGGCUCUGGGUAUUCAAUAUUUACACGAUAUGGAUAUUGCUCAUCGAGAUUUAAAAUGCGAAAAUGUUUUAAUAACAAGUAACUACAAUGUGAAAAUUGCUGAUUUCGGUUUUGCUAGGUUUGUUACAGAUGCAACUGGAAAAAGAAUAUCCAGCGAAACAUAUUGCGGUUCUUUAUCGUAUGCUGCACCCGAAAUUUUGAAAGGUAAUCCCUACCAUCCUAGAAUAGCUGACAUAUGGUCUCUAGGAAUUAUACUUUAUGUCAUGCUGAAUAAAGCAAUGCCAUUUGAUGAUACCAACAUAAAAAGGCUUUAUGAGCAACAAACUAACCAGAGGUGGAAAUUCCGUGCAAAGGUGGCUGACAUAUUGAGCGAACAGGUGAAGAAACUGAUACAUCACAUCCUAGAACCGGAUGUAACAAAAAGAUUCAGAAUUGAACAGGUUUUGAAUUCUGAUUGGAUUGCGAUGGAUCCCAGGUUAGCUCAACUCAACCCAGCAGAACAAGCUGCAAUGAUCGAAGCACAACAAGGUAAAAGAAGACACUUAGAGGGUAGCACCAAGACGACUAGAAGGGCAACAAAUGAAGAUAUGACAAUUUUGAAAGAGGGUAAAGCAGAUGACAAGGAUGAAAAGCAAAUGACCAGCCAUAGUACCCCUAGUUUAGUUGCCUAAGACCAAAAAAGGUAAAUAUAUAUAUCCAACAUAA